Molecule: messenger RNA, 1770 nt
Organism: Arachis duranensis
Lineage: Eukaryota; Viridiplantae; Streptophyta; Magnoliopsida; Fabales; Fabaceae
Product: altered inheritance rate of mitochondria protein 25
Exons: 14
Coding region: 386-1480 (364 amino acids)
Biological process (GO): plasma membrane phospholipid scrambling
Cellular component (GO): plasma membrane
Molecular function (GO): phospholipid scramblase activity
Source: RefSeq, a predicted model, not a curated record
UCCCCCUGGUUUCACCCCAAUUUACCCCAUUUCAGAAAGUAAAAUGCAAGGACUCCCCCAUUUCACCUCCGCCAUUUCAGUACCAGCUCCCCCUCUCCGUUGCCGCCGCGCCGCCGUCGCUCUUUCAUAGCCGCCGUUGUUGCUGCUGCGCUAGUCUUCCCCUUCAAUUGACGAUUUCUAACUUCUUGUUAAUGGAUGAAAAUUUUUGGUAGUCAUCAAGCUAGUUCAUGACAUCAAAACAAAACACAACAAGGAGCAAGACUGCUACAUAGAGAAAGAGAAGAAAGAGAAGAGGAAGGAGAGGGAGAAGAGUCCUUCACUUCUUUUGAGAUCUUUUUAUUUCAAGGCCACAGCUUUGAGCCAGUUGUAAUCUUUUGGAUUGAAGAUGACUUGGACAAAGUACGGUAGGAUCUGCUUCUCUAAGAUAAGCAAUCCCCAUGUCUAUGGGCUUUUGGGUCUUCAACAAAAUGUUGCUAGGAACUAUAACAAUAACAUUCCCAGCAUUGUGUGUCGGCUAUUUGGAAGCGGCGUUGGCCGUGGAAAUGAAGCUGAUCAUCAGUUGAGUAGGGAAUUCCUUGUGAAGCUUUGGGCUGCUGAUAGGAAAAUGGGGAAGCACCCCAUAGAGAAACAAAGGAUGAGACUGCUUGAUGGUGAUCGCAGAGGGUUUUUCAAUUCCUCUGUUGCUGAAGACAGCGGAGUCAAAAGGAGAGGUAAAAAGCUCUUGAAGCAACCUCCAAUUAGUCAAUCUGUUUCUGAGGUUUUGAAAGCAGAAUCUCCCGAAGAGGCCAAGUUAGCACCUUUGGUUGCGAGGUCCAACUUGCUAAUUACCAGGGAUAUUGAGUGGGCAAAUCUUGUGUUUGGCUUUGAGCAGGAAAAUCGUUACGCCAUUGUAGAUCCGUGCUACCCUAAAUCGCCUGUAGGUUUCAUUCGUGAACAGAGCAAUGUGCUUGCCAGGCAGUUUCUUCGUCUACGGCGGCCUUUCAUUGCAUACAUAACUGAUGGUUUGGGGAACGAGCUUUUCAGGGUUCGAAGACCAUUUUGGUGGAUAACAAGCUCAAUUUAUGCAGAAAUUGAUGGUAAGGAAGUUGGAGUAGUUCACCAGAGAUGGCAUCUUUGGAGGAGAAUCUAUGAUUUGUACCUAGGGAAUAAACAAUUUGCUGUGGUUGAGAAUCCUGGCCUUUGGAAUUGGACUUUCACCUUGAAAGAUAUUAACGGUGAGGUUCUAGCUCAGAUAGAUCGUGAUUGGAGAGGUUUUGGCUUUGAGCUUUUGACUGAUGCUGGUCAAUAUGUUAUUCGGUUUGGGAUCUCAGAUCCAGACUUGAAGAUUGGCCGUGCUUCCAAGAUGGAGGAACUAGAAGUUAUUCGCCCACUGACCCUGGCGGAGAGAGCUGUAGCAGUAGCUCUUGCCAUAUCACUAGAUAAUGACUUUUUCUCAAGACAUGGAGGCUGGGGAUUACCGUUCUUUGUUGCAACCGAAUAAACUCGAUUUGGCAAUGUUACUUGAUGAUUGCAUAAUUCCUGAAGCCAUUCUCUACCAUGUAUGUGUGUGUGUGUUGUUAAAAAAAUGGUGUUACAAGCUGAUGAUUGGUAUGAAAUCCAUUUAUCCAUGUAAGAAAAUCAGACUACAACUCUUGCACUUAAAUCUGAUGAUUCCUUAGCUGAAUGGCAAGGUCAGUGAUGUGCCAACUAUUUCAAUGUGAUGAUAAGGCAGAAAGUGAUUGAUUGAGAUAUCAUAUUCUUACAUACAGGAUGUCACAAAACCUUGAUUUA